AUGGCGAUUUUAUCAAAUCCCAAUUUUGGUUUACAAUUUCUGAUAAACCAACCGGAUGUAUUAAAUCGGUCAACUUUCAACCGCCUCCGACCUGUCAAAGUUCUUAUUCACGGAUUUGGUGGAAAUGGGACGACUGACCGCUUUGUGUCAAAAGCCCGCGACGCUUAUUUGCUGCUGGGCGAUUUCAACGUCAUCACGGUUGACUGGCGUUCUCUUGCUGAGUAUCCCAACUAUGCCCGCGCUGCUCUUAGCACGACGCCAGUUGGCAUCUACGUUGCAAAAUUCCUGGACUUUUUGAUAUCUCAGGGUACUUCGUCGUCAUUACUCCACGUUAUUGGUUACAGCUUGGGAGCUCAUGUGGCCGGUAGUGUCGGAAACUGUCUUCGCCUCGGUCGCCUUCCGCGAAUCACAGGACUUGAACCAGCUUCCGGUGGCUACGAACGGAUUGAGAAACUGAGAAGUUUGAGCUCCAGUGAUGCCGAUUUUGUUGAUGUGAUUCACACCAACGCGAAUGUCCUCGGUCUUGGCACCACUACGCCUAUCGGCCAUGCCGAUUUUUAUCCCAACGGCGGCCACUGGCAAUAUGGUUGUCUCUGGAACACGGAAUACGAUUCCUUAAUUCAUUGCAGUCACGGUCGAUCGACACACUAUUUCAUCGAAUCCAUCUUGGCUGGGCCCACCAAAUUCCUGUCAUCGAGGUGCCCAAGUUAUUUGAAAUUCAAUCUCGGUAUCUGCGGUGGUUGUCAGGAUCCACUUGACAGACACAAUUGUGUUUCGAUGGGAGAAUUCGCCAAUCCGACUGCCUCUGGAACUUACUACCUGUACACCAAUCCCACUUCACCUUACUCGAUCGAAUAGCUCGGAGAGUUUUUAAUAAUAUCUACCGACCACCAUCACGACGUCUGCUCCAAAAGUCUCUAUCAAGGCUUGAAGAACAGUAUGGAAAUGAUUUAUCCUUAUAGGAUUUUGAUAUUCGAAUCUAAAUUGUAGCACGAAAUGUUGUGUUUUAAAUUCGUUGUACAGUACUCUCAAUAAAAAAA
This is a messenger RNA of Daphnia pulicaria, 1040 nucleotides long. Its product is annotated as inactive pancreatic lipase-related protein 1-like. Gene Ontology annotation, biological process: lipid metabolic process. Gene Ontology annotation, molecular function: lipase activity. NCBI's taxonomy places the organism in Eukaryota, Metazoa, Arthropoda, Branchiopoda, Diplostraca, Daphniidae. The coding region runs from base 1 to 858 and encodes 285 amino acids. The record is from RefSeq and is a predicted model, not a curated record. The transcript has 6 exons.